AAAAAAAAAAAGAAAAAAAAAAAUACGAAAAGAAACACAACAAUAAACUUCUCUAUUGCCUUUUUGGCGUCUCCCGCGCGCGCUCGUGUGUGUGUGUAAGUGUAUGCGUGAAUGUGUGUAUGCGUUUCUCUCUAUCAGUGCGUGCGUGUGUCUGUGUAAACGAGUGUAUGUGUGUGUGUGGCCAAACUUAAUCUCAAGUGUGUUCACAAUAACAACAACUACAUCAAGAGCAACAACCAGCAACAGCAGUUUUUAAUUGCUUCACGAAAUAAAUUUAAACAACUUUGCACGUGCAUUAAACCAACCAAUUAAAAUGUAUUCUUAAUCAAAUUUCGAAGCUAAAAUGCAAUUAUGCGAACAAUUUAAAUAAGGAUAUUUUAUAAAAAUCGAAUCGUUCGGCACAUAAUAAAUAAGUAAAAUCGACAUGCAAAUAUUUAAAUACAUAUGAAAUGCAACAAUAAAAGAAAAAUAAAGACAAAAGAAAUCUUUAAAAUCCAUACAAUAACAAAGUGUUCAUAAUUAUUAAAACAAAUGUAGUUAAACGUAAAAACAAAAUCGAAAAAUAAAAUCUAAACAAAAAACCCAGAAUAUGAUAAAUACAAAUUGCCAGCUUAAAUUGCAUCUGUAUCUUUAUAUCUUUAUCUCUGUACAUGUAUUUGUAUCUGCAUCUAUACAACACUAAACAACGCUAAUAAACAAAAAUGCAAACUCAAUUUCGCCCCAAUCCAAAAUCAAAAAAAUACCAAAUCGAUCCAAUCAAUCAGCCAACCAAGCAGCCAAUCAAGCGCCCAAUCAUCAAUUGCAACUGCCAUUCAAUCAUUCAACAACAACAACAAAACAACAACAACAAAAACACCAGCACACACAACAAAUGGCAAUAAUAAAUAUAAUUUAAAUGCUCAUUAUUAAAUGCAACUUAUAAAUUACGCAAAAUAAAACGAGUUUAAACAGAGAAAAAUAAACUUAAACAAAAAGGAAACGAAGCAAAACAAAAAUAAAAACAAGCUAACUAAAAAACAAAGCGAUAAAAAUUAUUCAUUUUUAAUUAAUUAUGGAACAUUCAUCAACAAUAUUUUUGUUGUGUUUGUUCCAUUGCCAAAACGAAAAGGCCGCCGCUUGCUUGCAGCUGCAGCCACAGCAACAUCAACGACCACUAGGCAAAUUAACACUGCAACAAGAGAAGCAACACACCCAACUGCAACAACAACAACAACAACAACCACAGCAACAAGAAGAAGAACAACCACAACCAAAACAACAACUGCAGCUACAACGUCACUCAACGCAUUUGCUGGGCAACAUUUCACAACAGAACGAAACAACGAUACUUAACUGAACAAGCAAAUCUACAUAAAAAAUAUAUAAGAUUAAUCAACAACAACAACAACAACUGCUACUUACGGUUUCUCAAGCUCUCUUUAAAGUAGUAUUCGAGUGCGAAUUAUGUAAAGUCAAAAAUAUAAAAGCCAAAAAAACAAAAAAAUAAAAACCGAAAAUAUUGCAAAAAGCAAACAAACUAAAACUCUGAUAAAGAGAGCCAGCUGAAAAUGCGUGACCAGAAAGCCGGAAAUUAAAUUUGCAACAGCCAUAACCUCAAGUUAAAUAAAAUAGAAGUAGUGCAAACAAACCGCAGUAGCCAAAAAAUCUCAAAAGCAAGCAAAUAAAAUAUAAAAAAAUAUAAAGAAAUAAAGAAAUUCCGCUGGCAAAUGUUUGUUCAGAUUAAAGAAAUUGCCAGCAAUUAGACGCAUAAAUUGCAGCGAGUUGAAAAAUUGUUGCGUAAAUUCACAGAGAGAACAACUGGGGGUAAAACAGAAGCGAAAAGAACAGAAUAGAGAAUAGGGAAAAUCGUAUUCAAAGUAAAACAAACGGCAAAAUAUUCUAAAUAAGUUGGUUAAGCUGUGCGCAGUGACAUCUUGCAACAACAAGAGAGGCAGCAAACUAAACUGCAGUUGUGCCACGCUGAACUUUGACCCACUCGACGCGUUUGUCUUUUGACUCCAGUGUUAAUCGCAGCAACGUGCCACGACGCAGGCCACUUAAACCAGGGCGACCACCAACCACAUUGUUGCAACACACAACAGCAACCAGCAACUAGCAACCAGCAACGGCAACGGGGGCAGGGACAUUCCAAACAGCAAUUCAACCUAAAAACAACGCAAACAACAAAACCAAGGACAUGGACUCGUCGUCGUCGUGCACGCUGUUUGUCGUGUUGAUCUUCCUUGUGAUAAUUAAAGAAAGCUGUCAGGGACCACACGAGAAGCGCUUACUGAAUCACCUGCUCUCCACAUACAACACACUGGAGCGACCCGUUGCGAACGAAUCGGAGCCACUGGAGGUUAAAUUUGGACUGACACUGCAGCAAAUCAUCGAUGUGGACGAGAAAAAUCAACUACUUAUAACGAAUCUUUGGCUUUCGUUGGAAUGGAACGACUACAAUCUGCGCUGGAAUGAAACAGAAUAUGGCGGCGUCAAGGAUCUCCGCAUCACGCCCAACAAACUGUGGAAGCCCGAUGUGCUCAUGUACAAUAGCGCGGAUGAGGGAUUCGAUGGCACGUAUCACACCAACAUUGUGGUCAAACAUAACGGCAGUUGUCUGUACGUGCCCCCUGGUAUCUUCAAGAGCACAUGCAAGAUAGACAUCACGUGGUUCCCAUUUGAUGACCAACAUUGCGAAAUGAAAUUCGGUAGUUGGACUUACGAUGGAAAUCAGUUGGAUUUGGUUUUGAAUUCCGAAGAUGGAGGGGAUCUUUCCGAUUUCAUAACAAAUGGCGAGUGGUACUUGCUUGCCAUGCCCGGAAAGAAGAAUACCAUAGUCUACCAGUGCUGCCCAGAACCAUAUGUCGAUAUCACCUUUACUAUACAAAUUCGCCGACGUACUUUAUAUUAUUUUUUCAAUUUAAUUGUGCCAUGCGUGCUAAUCUCAUCGAUGGCCCUCCUGGGCUUCACAUUGCCACCCGACUCGGGCGAAAAAUUAACGCUGGGCGUAACUAUACUACUCUCAUUAACAGUAUUUCUAAACCUUGUUGCCGAGUCUAUGCCGACAACGUCGGAUGCUGUUCCUCUUAUAGGAGUUACAAUUCUUCUAUCGCUCACAGUGUUUCUCAACCUUGUAGCUGAGACAUUGCCCCAAGUAUCUGAUGCAAUCCCCUUGUUAGGUACAUAUUUCAACUGCAUCAUGUUCAUGGUUGCAUCGUCUGUGGUGCUAACGGUUGUGGUGCUCAACUAUCAUCAUCGCACAGCGGAUAUUCACGAGAUGCCACCGUGGAUCAAAUCCGUUUUCCUACAAUGGCUGCCCUGGAUACUGCGCAUGGGUCGGCCUGGUCGCAAGAUCACGCGCAAAUCAAUAUUAUUAAGCAAUCGCAUGAAAGAGCUGGAAUUGAAGGAACGUUCUUCCAAAUCCUUACUAGCCAAUGUGCUCGAUAUCGAUGAUGAUUUUCGUCAUACAAUAUCAGGCUCACAGACCGCCAUCGGUUCGUCGGCUAGCUUUGGUCGACCCACAACGGUGGAGGAGCAUCACACUGCAAUAGGCUGCAAUCACAAAGAUUUACACUUAAUUCUUAAAGAAUUGCAAUUUAUAACGGCGCGCAUGCGCAAAGCUGACGACGAAGCGGAAUUGAUAAGCGAUUGGAAAUUCGCUGCAAUGGUUGUGGAUAGAUUUUGUUUAAUUGUUUUUACGCUCUUUACGAUUAUUGCAACGGUAACUGUGCUGCUCUCAGCUCCGCACAUAAUCGUGCAAUAAGGCCGCUCAAUUUAGACACUUAAGCUACACAUAUAUAUGUACACACAAAUAGUCACACACCUACAUCGUACUAUAUAUAUAUACAGUUAUUGUAUAUGAGGAGAAGUUAAGUUAAGUUCUUUUUCAAAAAAAAAACAAAAAAAAAACUAGCGAAGCUGCUUCGAUACAAAGCAAAAGAUAAAAAAAAACAAACAAAUUGUUAAUUACAUUUUUAAGUCAAAGCAAAUAAACAAAAAAGGAAAUUGAAAGGAAAAACUGAAACAUGAAACAAAUUUCGCAUAUGAAAUAUAGAAUACAAGAAGAUGCAAAAUGACACUAUGAUAAAUAUUUUAUGAACAAAAUAAAACAAAGCAAAAAUUACUGCCGUACAACAAAACCGAAGAAAUAAAGAAAAUGCAAAUUGCGUAAUGUUUAGUAAGUUAAAGAAUAUAAAUUACCAAAUAAAGAGCAAAACACAAAAACGCAAGGAAAACACUAAAACCACAACAACAACAAAAAAAAAACAUUUGCAUACAAAUAGCAAAGAAGGAAAACUACAAACACACAGUCACACACAUAUGGAAACACAUCUAUAUAAAAAUGGAAACGAUUCAAAAGGACAAAAAGGAUAUUGCAAUUAUGCACACACACAUACAUAUACUACGUGUGUGUGCGUCGAAGUUAUAAGUUAAUUAUGCUGAGUUGUUAUAAUUUAUGUAAGAAACACAUACGCUAAGAGGAGAAUACAAUAUAUGUAUGUAUAUAAGAGAGAUUGUUCCUAUGAGACAUUAGAUAUGUAUUUAAAACUCACACAAUGACACACCUAUAUAUACACAACCCCACACACACACACACACACACACACACACACGCACACUCAAGCACUUAAUUGACAAAUGCAAAGAACAAGAAAUAUCAAGAACAAGAAACAAAAGCAAAACCAAAACAAGGGACAGCAACCAUUUUAUUCGUAGGAGAAUGUAAGAAAUUCAGCAACGGACUUUACUUAAGCAACCUUUUUUGAUUAUUAAUUAAUUACUGAUUAUUUAUGAAUUACAUCGUAGAAUAUUAAUUCACAACUUGUGUUUACAUCACGUGGACCAAAAGUAACACAUUUUGCUUCUGAUAAACUAAAUAAGUUUCUUCUAUUGAUUUUUCAAAGCUAUCCAGAAAUAGUUUAGAAUUUUACAAUAGUUUCUACUGAAAUCAGAUCUCUUAAAUUUUGUAUAUUUUUUGAAUACAAAUUCCAUAUUAAAUUUUUGGUUGAGCGUGCGUAACAGUUGUGUGCAUAGAAUAGCACAUUGGUGGGCAUAAAUGGUAACAAACUGACACAUAAUAAUGAAUAUGAUUAUAUAUAUAUAGAUCUAUAUAUAUACAUAAAUAUAUAUAUAUAUUAAUAUAGUAACAUAUAAUUAAUUUUUAAAAGGCGCAUACAAACAAAAUGAAAUACAAAAACAAAAGAAAAACUUUGAGAAUAUGUUCAUUGAACAAGCUGUUUUUAGAAAAUUUAUUGUUGAAAUAUUGUAGCAAAUUGAGAGAAUACUAAAACCGAAUACCAACAAAAAAGACAACCAAACGUUAUAGUCACCAAAUAAACAACAAAAACAAUUUAGUCAAAUGAAAAACUAGCAAUAUGAAAGGCAGAAAAUAAGUAAGGAAAAUACAAGAAAUAAAACAAAACAAACAGGUGUAUAUAUAUUUUAUGACACAUAUAUCACCAGCAUAUACUCGUAUACAUACAAUAUAUAAAUACAUAUAUUUUUAAUAAAACGGAAACAGGCAACAACUAAACACACUUAGCAAAAGCAGCAAAUGAAAACCCAAUAUAAAACCCAACCCAACCAAUCAACUAACCAACCUAAUAACCAAACAGACUAACACACAGACAAACAAACAACAAUGACAACACAAUUUUGUUGGAAAUUUCGUAAAAUUCUUUUACUAUAUAAUUUCAUUUUGUAUUGAAAUUUCUGUUAAAGUUCCUCUUCCGAGUAUGAGCUUUCACGCUUUCAAUUUUAUUAAUAUCUCUCUGAAGCGAAACAGUGAUAUUUACGGUCGAAAACGAACAAAAAUGAAACGAAAUGAAAACCAAAAUAAAAGCUCCCAGAUUGUAAAACUUUUCAAAAACCCACCUAUGAAACCUUUUAAUGUACAUGUUUUCUACACAAAGCCAAACAAAACGAAACAAAAAGCAAAUGAAAAUGAAACAAAUAAAAUAAAAAACCUACCUCCUCGUUGAAACGAUUACAUAAUGAAUAUUUCACGAUGUACUCGUAAACACUGCCGUAUAACUCGCACGUACUCGCUCUAUCCAACGAUCUAUACUCUUGUACUUAUAAGUUAGUCCUCUCUAUGGUAUAUUUCACUCUCUCACUUUCAAUCCCACUUCCCACUCUGGCAAUCUAUUUAACUGUCUAUAUCCCUGUCUCUGUAUUUCGUUGUCUCUGUAAAUUUCUAACAGAAUUGUGCUCACAUCUCAUUUGAUGGUAAUUACCAGACAAAAUGUUACUUAAAAGCUAUUCUUAAUUACAAAGAUUCACAUCGUAAACUGCACUUACAGCAAUCCAAUAUACUACGAUAGUCCCAGCAAUAUCCAUAUGAGUGCUAAAUCAAUCCUCACGUUUGUGGGAAAAAAAACAACUAAAGAUCUGAAAGUUAUACGACUACAGCUACAGGGCACUCAUUUUGUAUAUGUAUUACGUAUUAUUUGCAUUUGAUAUAAUGUAAUAUUUACUUACGCCCAAUAUGCGUAAUCCUACCGAUAACUGUGUCUGUCCCCCUAAGGUUGUUUAUAGAGAACUACUAUUUAAAAACAAGCAAAAAAAAAGUGUUUUGUGUUUCCUUUCAUUGAUUUGCAAUUCGCGCAAUUAGCAAAUGGAAUUCAAUUGGAAUCAGAUGCGUUAGGCCUAUUAAAUAAUUUUAAUUGUAUUAAUAUUAUUAUUUUUUUUUAUAUUAUAAUCUAAUUUAGUGCUAAUCUUCAAGCAACUAGACGCAUAAUUAGAUCUACUAUGUACUAGUACUUAUAUAUGUAUGUGUAUGAAUGUCUUUUUGAUAAAAAGAAGCUAUUUUAAAUGAAGCAAAACCAUUUUCUACACUCUUUAAAAGAAUGAAGUCUACAUGUAUGUAUUAUAAUACUAUAGCAUUAAAUAGGCAAUUAUAAAAAAUGAUGAAAAAUGAGAAAACCCCCAAAAAACAACUAUAAAAUAAGCGUCCUACAUUAGGAGAGGGCAACUAAAAAAACGAAUUUAAUAUUACAGCAAAAAGUAAUAAACGUUUAAUAAACGGAAGAAGAAGAAGGAAAAUUGAAAAUAAACGUAAAGAUGAAGAUGGAAAAAGGGUAGAGAAAAUUGACAUUUCAUCAUUUGGAAAAGAAAAAUGAAAAAUACUUUUGCAAAACUAAAAUAAAUUAACUAAUUCUUCAGAUCAGAGUUUAAACUAAAUGCUAAUGCUAAUUAAUAAAGGUUGGCACACAAGUACACAAAAAACUCUACACACACACACCCACACAAACAUGACAUACACACACAGAUUCGUCUUAUUCAAUAAAGAGCAACUCAACAAUUCAAACAGCGACUUCCGUUUUAUUUAUUAAUUUUGAAUAAUUUUUGUUGUUUUUGCAUGCUCAUGCAGAUAAACAAGAACUAAAAUCUCAAUAGAUGCUAAACAAGAAUGAUCGGUUCACAUUUUAAAAGAUAUAUAUUUAAUAUUAGCAUUUAAAUAAAAACCAAAACAAAGUAGGGUAAAAACUGCAAAUGUUAAGCACUAAAACUCACCAACCAAAAAUACAAAAUCCAAAAAAACCGUUAAAAUAAAUCCCAACGCCUAUCCCAGACAAACCAAAAAAAAAGCAAAAAAAACUAAAAGAACUACCAAUUCAAUUUAAAUAUCUAUUUGCAUAAUUAAUAAACCGUUACCGCAAAUUGUGUAAACUUCAAAUUGACAAAAUGAAACCCAAUUUAUGCAUGUAAAAAAAAAAAGACAAAAAGAAAAAAAAAAACAAAAUUAGCAAAAAAGUCUGUUGUCGAUAAGAAUUAUUGACAGACAAAUAAGUUUCGUCACAUUGACGAUAAUAAUUAAUUGUAAGCUGA
Molecule: messenger RNA, 7809 nt
Organism: Drosophila albomicans
Lineage: Eukaryota; Metazoa; Arthropoda; Insecta; Diptera; Drosophilidae
Gene: nAChRalpha6
Product: neuronal acetylcholine receptor subunit alpha-7
Exons: 15
Coding region: 2177-3742 (521 amino acids)
Biological process (GO): monoatomic ion transmembrane transport; chemical synaptic transmission; nervous system process
Cellular component (GO): neuron projection; synapse; postsynaptic membrane
Molecular function (GO): acetylcholine-gated monoatomic cation-selective channel activity; transmembrane signaling receptor activity
Source: RefSeq, a predicted model, not a curated record